Klebsormidium nitens is the source of this 2082-nucleotide messenger RNA. The record is from the annotation of a GenBank genome assembly. Lineage: Eukaryota; Viridiplantae; Streptophyta; Klebsormidiophyceae; Klebsormidiales; Klebsormidiaceae.
GGCAACCGGAUCGGGGAUGAGGGGGCGCGGGCCCUGGCUGAGGCCCUGGGCAAGGAGGGCACGUGCCACGCCCUGCAGACCCUAGACCUCCACUCCAACGACAUCGGGGUAGAGGGAGCGCGGGCCCUUGCAACAGCACUGGGCAAGGAGGGCACGUGCCCCAACCUGCAGACCCUAAACCUCCGCUACAACCAGAUCGGUUAUGAUGGAGCGCAGGCCCUGGCAACGGCCCUGGGCAAGGAGGGCACGUGCCCCAACCUGCAGACCCUAGACCUCUACUCCUACGACAUCGGGGAUGAGGGAGCGCAAGCCCUGGCAACGGCCCUGGGCAAGGAGGGCACGUGCUCCAACCUGCAGACCCUAGACCUCAGCCUCAACCAGAUCGGGGAUGAGGGAGCGCGGGCCCUGGCAACGGCCCUGGGCAAGGAGGGCACGUGCUCCGCCCUCCAGACCCUAAACCUCUACUACAACCAGAUCGGGGUAGAGGGAGCGCGGGCCCUGGCAACGGCCCUGGGCAAGGAGGGCACGUGCCCCAACCUGCAGACCCUAGACCUCGAGGAACAUCAGAUCGGGGAUGAUGGAGCACGGGCCCUGGCAACUGCAUUUGCCGACGCAAAUGCGCGAUGCUUGUCAACGAUAGCGUUCAUCACCGCAUUCUGUUUGGACUUGGACGACCUCUUCAUGAGGUGUGCACGUUCGAGGACAAAGCUCAGUGAGUGGCCCCUCCUUACCGAGGGAGUACUACCUGCCCUUCAUGACUUUCAGGCACGCAUACAAACAUUGGAGGGCCCAUCCGCAAUGGGAGGAACUUGGGACGCCUGGGAGGAACUUGCAGACGCGACAAAGUGUUUGGUUGACGGGGACGUAGGUAUGGGGGGUCUCCUGAAACUAGCGGAGUGGCUACCUUGGGCUGAAGACUACAUUCACGAAUGCGCUGUAGCUGCCGGGCAGCCUGUUGAUUACCUGAGGGGCCAAGAAACAUUUUGCGCUGCGGAGAGCGAGGUAGGUAUUGGGGGCGUGGAGUUCUGGGCCGCAGUCAGCGAGCAGGCCUGGAAUAACACUAUUGCGGCUGCACUUGCAGCUUCGCAAGCUCUCAUACAUGCUCUGAACGCCUUUGGUGUUAUUGAGCUGGCGGGGUCAGUUCCAUCUUCGGUAGUGUCCCCAUCCGGUGCUCCCCAUACAUCGACCGCCACUUCACCGACCGAGGGACAGCCAAAGCAGAUAGCCGGGAGCGUAGGUGAUAGAAGUGGGGUCUUGGGUAGGAGCUCUCCGCAUGCGGCAUCAACCCUUCCAUCAGUUGCAAAGCAGCAUAUUAAGCAGCAGACCAUCCGAAUCCUUUAUGCAACAGAGCGGGAGCGAGUGCCACGAGAUGCUGACCACGAUGGCGUUGGUUACACCUCUCGCCGCCGUGCUGCUGACGAUGGCCCUUUCGAGUGCGGCUGGGUGGAUCUGGCAGUCCCGGAGCAUUGGAUUGAACAGGGGGCUGAAGUGGACUUGAUCGAAAUUGUGCGAGUGGAAGCCAUUCCUGUCUCCCAGAGGUCAUCAGUAGUCUACCAAGAAGAAGUCGGGAGGCAGCUUCACGCAUCCAUGCGUCAAACCGUUCGGAAGGAGGCACUUGUAUUUGUUCACGGUUUUGCCACCAGCUUUACCAAAGCCGUCAAGCGGGCAGCGGGAUUGUCUGCGGGAUUGUCCUUUGGAGGCCUGACGGUUGUGUGGGACUGGCCUUCCAGGGGCGCACUUGAUCCAGGGGCCUACAUCAGCGACAGUCAAGAGACAGUACGCUCCUCAAAAAACUUGGUUGCACAACGGCUGGGAGCACGAGAUGAAAAUGGUUGUGGUUUCCUGUGCCUGCUGACAAAGGCAAACACCUGGGCGGGAGGUGACUCCAUUGUACGCAAGGUACACCUUAUUGCCCACAGUAUGGGGAAUCGGGUCGUCUUUGACGGCUUCACGAGUCACGUCUACAUGUGGGAUGAUCCAACAAAAGUCGGCCAGGGGAUUUGGUCUUUGGUGUUGGAAGAGCAUGAUCAUCAAAAGACGCUUGAGCGAGCUGCAACCAGGAGAGAUCCUGUGCUACUGUGA